Rhagoletis pomonella (apple maggot) is the source of this 2181-nucleotide messenger RNA. RefSeq lists its product as uncharacterized. Bases 1 to 2181 code for a protein of 726 amino acids. Lineage: Eukaryota; Metazoa; Arthropoda; Insecta; Diptera; Tephritidae. The record is from RefSeq and is a predicted model, not a curated record. The transcript has a single exon.
AUGCCAGAAGAAGUUAAACCAACAGCGCAAUUAACACCGCAGCACCUGCAGUUUGAGGAAAACGUUUCUCGCCACAUAAUGUCGACACUUGGGAAUCUGGAACCGUUCAACGUGGAACACCCAGAAAAUUGGUCUACGUAUUAUGCGAGGUUCGAGCUCUACUUACUGGCCAAUGACGUACAGGGCAACGAUCGGCAAAGGGCCGUAUUUCUCACCUUAGCCGGAGCGCCAUUAUAUGAUCUCCUGUCGUCAUUGGCCUCGCCCCGUCAAGUGAGUCAACUAAGCAUAAAUGAAAUCAAAAUGAUUUUAACAAAUCAUUUUUCUCCCCGGCCCUCGGAAAUCGCGGCUUAUUACAAAUUCCACAAACGAGACCAAAAAUCUAAUGAGGGAUUUUCCGAGUACGUCGCAGCCUUGCGCAAAUUGGCUGUUGAUUGCAACUUUGGCACGGCGUUGGAUCGCAUGCUAAGAGAUCGCUUGGUAUGUGGCUUGCGUGAUGAGGCAUUGCAGCGCAACCUACUAGCAGAGCCGGACUUGAAGCUGCAAAAGGUUCUCGAUCGAGCUGCUACUGCCGAAGCAGCAUUUAAGCACGCAUCUGAAAUGCGACACUCCGAACAGGUUCAUCAUGUAGCGUCCAACAACAACCAUCGCCAUAAUCGUUUGAAAACGCGUGCUAGUUCCAACGCACAAACAAAGCCAUGCAAUGGAUGUGGUGGCUCACAUGCCCGCUGUCAGUGUCCGCAUCGAGAAACAAUUUGCUCGUCGUGUGGCACAAAAGGUCACCUUCAACGUGUUUGUCGCUCAUCAGCAUCUAACUCAGCCAAUCAGCAAAAGACAUCGCAUUCUUCAGGACGGUUAAAAAAGCAGAAACCACAAUCCAUAAAUCAAAUUUUGCCUCUGGUUGAUUUGAAAAAAUCAGCGACCAUCAGUAUUAAUGGAUAUAAUUGCACAUUUGAAAUCGAUUCGGGGUCAAACUAUACCAUAAUGUCAUCAACAACAUUUGAACGUGUGUGGCCGGUACAGAAGCCAAUCAUGCACACCAGUGACCUUGAACUUGUCGAUUUUCAACGUAAUAGAAUUCCUAUAAUGGGUGUGGUUGAUACAGAUGUAUCAUACGGCGGCCGUGAGGUCAGCUGCUUACCCGUCGUUGUCGUAGACGGAAACCGUUCAAACGUAUUAGGGUGCAAUUGGUUCACCCCACUGGGCAUUACAAUUCAGGGCGUCAAUGCAGUUGAAGAAGCAUCGUCAAUCAAAGGUAUCCUUAAGCAAUUUAAUCAUCUUUUCGCAGAGGAGCUGGGGUGUUUCAAAGGGAAGCCAGUUUCCCUCUACAUCGACAAGUUAGUUCAACCUAUUCGAUAUCCACCUCGGCGUAUUCCAUUAGCCACCAAAGGCCUUGUCGAAGCUGAACUAGACCGCCUAUGUUCACAAGGGAUCCUAGAGCCAGUUGAGUACUCGGACUGGGCCACACCGAUUGUGCCGGUUCCUAAGAGCGAUGGGACAAUCCGCAUUUGCGGCGACUAUAAGUCGACGCUUAACAAAGCACUAAAGCCGCACAACUUCCAGAUACCUGCUAUCAACACUUUACUUUCGUCUAUAGAGGGAGGCAGCAUUUUUGCCAAAAUAGAUCUUGCACAAGCCUAUCAGCAAUUGCAAGUGGACGAACAAUCAUCCGUGUUGCAGAGUAUCGUCACUCACAAAGGCGCCUUCAGAGUUACCAGGCUUCAAUUUGGAAUCUCUUCAGCGCCAGGGAUAUUUCAAAAUUUUAUAGAAACACUUUUAAGAAAUAUUCCGGGGGUGCUGCCGUAUUUUGACGACAUCGUUCUAAUGGGCAAAACAGAGGCUGAGCUCGCUGCUCGGCUGCAUGAGGUAUUUAGCCGAUUCAACACCGCUGGUCUUCGACUAAGAAAGGAUAAGUGUUCCUUCGGAGUCUCAAGCAUCGAGUUCCUGGGAUUCAAGCUGGAUUCACUGGGCAUUCGGCCAUCUCAGAGUAAAGUCAAGGCCAUUCAAAACGCUCCAGCACCCCAAGACAAAAAACAAUUGCAAGCGUUCUUGGGCCUCCUCAAUUUCUACCACUCCUUUUUACCGAACAAAGCUACAAUUGCCGAGCCCUUACAUCGCCUACUGGAUAAGAACUCCCAUUGGUUCUGGAAAAAAGGAACAACAACAGGCGUUCGAAAAUCUUAA